GUGAGCUAGGUUUAUAUAUAUGCUUUGUUUAAAUGUUGUUUUCUUUUUAUUUUCAUGCAUCUGAAACAUUUCCUUUUCUGUGUAGGUUGGACAGCGGUAGCCACAUGGAGGUGGGUGGCUAAUGACGAGAACUGUGGAAUCUGUAGGAUGGCAUUUGAUGGCUGCUGUCCCGAUUGUAAAUUACCAGGGGAUGAUUGUCCACUAGUUUGGGGGGAAUGUUCUCAUUGUUUUCAUAUACACUGCAUUGUUAAAUGGCUAAAUUCCCAGCAAGUUAAUCAGCUCUGUCCCAUGUGUCGACAAGACUGGAAAUUCAAAAGUGACACGGAGAUGCCUGCUACCUGAGUGAUUGGAUACAUUGUACGAGACUCCAGCUUUACUGUAUGUUAUUACAAUGGUGCAUCACAAUUAAUUUGUAAAACUUCAAGUAUGAUAGUAUUCUGGAGAUUUUAAUGUACUCAGCAGAUGUGUUCGAAUUUAUAUUCUGGUUACGUUCAUGUACAAAAAAAUUAAACAAUGUUGCAAAGAA
Messenger RNA from Saccostrea cuccullata (small rock oyster), 526 nucleotides. Its product is annotated as anaphase-promoting complex subunit 11-like. Gene Ontology annotation, molecular function: ubiquitin protein ligase activity; cullin family protein binding; zinc ion binding. The record is from RefSeq and is a predicted model, not a curated record. Gene Ontology annotation, biological process: anaphase-promoting complex-dependent catabolic process; positive regulation of mitotic metaphase/anaphase transition; protein ubiquitination. NCBI's taxonomy places the organism in Eukaryota, Metazoa, Mollusca, Bivalvia, Ostreida, Ostreidae. The transcript is spliced from 3 exons. The coding region runs from base 55 to 342 and encodes 95 amino acids. Gene Ontology annotation, cellular component: anaphase-promoting complex; nucleus.